Hydractinia symbiolongicarpus is the source of this 648-nucleotide messenger RNA. Its product is annotated as GA-binding protein subunit beta-1-like. The annotation marks the transcript as partial. The transcript has a single exon. Gene Ontology annotation, molecular function: protein binding. Gene Ontology annotation, cellular component: cytoplasm; nucleus. Lineage: Eukaryota; Metazoa; Cnidaria; Hydrozoa; Anthoathecata; Hydractiniidae. The record is from RefSeq and is a predicted model, not a curated record.
AAGAGAGGUCUGUCACCGCUACAUAGUUGUGCAGUAUUUUCUCAUAAUGACAUUUCUGACAUCUUAAACUACCUUUGUAAUCUUGAAUCAAUAGGUAUAGACGGACGAGAUAAUUAUUUAAGAUCUCCUUUGAUUUAUGCAGUGAUUAAAGGAUCUAAGGCUUGUUGUGACAUACUCCUAUCCAAUGGAGCAAACAUCAACUUAAAAGAUAAACUUGGGCUAUCCAGUAUGCAUUAUGCAUCAAUGCUGCAUGAUUCUAGUGUUAUUAAAUUUCUGCUGAGCAAAUCAGAUGCCGACAUACAUGCUAAAGAUCAUUUUAGUGAUAUCCCACUUGUUUGUGCUGCCGCAGCAGGUCGAAUAGACAUUGUUAACAUGUUAUAUCCACUUUACAAUGUCAAUAGUGCUUUAUAUAACAGAUUACUAUCAGUGGGAAACAUCAACGAUCAUUCCAAUGUUACUCGAACAAUACAAAUGAAAGAAGAGUUAUUUAACACAAUAGCUGCAGAAACGAAAAGCUUUGAGUUAAGCAAGAGAAAAUACAAAAAGUGGUUGGACAAAAAAAUUAAAGUUACUGCCGAGGAAGAGAAAAUUAAAGGAAAUAGCUAUGUCAAACUUAAAAAGAUUCUACGACCUAGAAUAAUUGCGUAA